GUUAUAGUUGACCCUUAACAUAAAUACAUGCAACUAAGACAAUUAUCUUACGGUUAGUAUAGAAGUAUUCACCUAACAAAAAUUUAUCACAAUGGUUUGGGUUAAUGAAUUGUUGUGUUUGUUUGAAUUGACUUAGUCUUUUAGCAAUUUUCAUAGGCUGAAAAGGACCUUGCUUUCAAGUUUUCAUCCAACAUAAUGUAUGAGAUUUAUCUAAACUAGGCGUUCAUAUGUUGUGGUCUACACUCUACAUAUACAAAUAUACAUUAUAUGAACAAUAUCAAGCUUUAUAUUUUAGGAGUUUGAAAGGGAUGAAUGUUUAACACUUGAGUGGUUAUUCAAAGUAUUAAGUAUGUGUAUAUAUUAGAUAUACGACUAAUUAUUUAUCUGGUUAAUUUGGUUUGGCUGGUUAGGAGUGUCUGAAACCAAACCAAACCACCUAAACCAAACAAGCUAAGAACUUUAACCAAACCAAACCAAACCAAUUAUCCAAAUUAACCAAAUCAAAUUAUCCAAAUAGUACUGGUUAAAACGGUUACCAUGGUAACCACACCGUUUGAACACCCCUAGGAAAACCCGCCCAUUGCCAUCCCUACUUUGGCAAUGGGCGCGAACCAACAAGUUUAUUCCGUUUGGGCUAGUAUGAACUUGAUCCACCUUCUCAAACGCGCGUUAUUAACAAAUUGGGCCCAUUUUGCUCUAAUGCUCGAGCCCAAAAUUUAGCCAGCCCAUAUAAGAUUCAACAGGCACAUAACCUAGCCCGAGCCCAAUGCAAAGUAAUGGCGGUAGCCCUCUUUCAACGUGCUCCGUCCUCAUCCAAUAAUCCCGGAAAAAAGCACAAUCCUUCCUCCACUUGUCAGAUAUUCUCAAAGCCUCUAGGACCAUCUCUUCCCUCCACGUGUCCCUCUCCGUCAUCCACCGCCAUACGAUCCAAACAGCCGUAGCCCUUACAAACACAACCCAAAAGAAGCAAAACCUCCAUCCAUCCUCCUCCAUAUUCAAAUCGGAAAUUUUCCAAUCUCUACCGGCGGAAAACGAUGUUGAGGCUAGCGGCGAACAAGUUUUUGGGCCGUGCAGCGGCGUCGGCGUCGUCGUCUCGCCCUGUGGCUACCCGAUUCUAUCACGAGAACGUGAUAGACCACUUCAACAACCCUCGCAACGUCGGUUCCUUCGACAAGAACGAUCCCGCCGUCGGCACCGGGCUGGUCGGGGCGCCGGCCUGCGGCGACGUGAUGAAGCUGCAGAUUAGGGUCGAUGAGAAGACGGGAGAGAUCGUGGAUGCUCGAUUCAAGACCUUCGGCUGUGGCUCCGCAAUCGCGUCGUCUUCUGUAGCCUCUGAGUGGGUGAAGGGAAAGCAGAUGGAGGAAGUUUUGACCAUCAAGAAUACUCAAAUUGCCAAGCAUCUUUCCCUGCCGCCUGUUAAGCUCCACUGCAGCAUGCUAGCAGAGGAUGCCAUCAAGGCGGCUGUCAAGGAUUACCAAGCAAAGCGUGCAAAAUCGAACGGUACUGAAGCAGCUGAUGCACCUCUGCAGGAAGCUGCUAAAGCUUGAAGAUGUGUAUAAUGACCAUGUGAUCACCAGAAGUAUUUCCUGCUAGAGCGAGAACCCUUCUCGGUCCAUGGUAGGCGAAAUAAUAAAAGGGCUUGCGAGUGAUGUAAAGAGAUAGGCUGCUGCUCAGUGAUGAGUUGUGGAAAUGUUAGCUAUGUUUUAGCUCUCUGGUGCCUUAUGUCGAGGUUAACCUUCGUGUAAUCGGGUGUCCUUGUUUUUGUUACUUUGCUCCCCUAGAAAGUACCCUUGAUGUUAUGACUGAUGGGUUUUGUUUUCCUUGUAUCAAGUUGAUUGUGGUAUAGCGCAUAACUUGAUAGACACACACAAUCUAAUGGUGUUUGAAAUGUAUGAAUCGAGGAUGCGGAGCUUGCAUAUUUGUCUUCAAUGGAGACUUUUUUUCCCCUUUCCUGGUGGAACCCUUUCAUUUGAGAUUUGAGGGUCGUGACAUAUAUGUGAAACAUUAGACGUUGAAUGUUAAUGAAGCCUGGAUACAGAUCUGAAAGUUUCAUGCGCGUGGAACGGAAUGAUUCUUCAAUACGAUUUAAUAUGAUCAUAAAAGUCGAGUCGAAAG
This is a messenger RNA of Linum trigynum, 2115 nucleotides long. The record is from the annotation of a GenBank genome assembly. Lineage: Eukaryota; Viridiplantae; Streptophyta; Magnoliopsida; Malpighiales; Linaceae.